This is a messenger RNA of Meriones unguiculatus (Mongolian gerbil), 10125 nucleotides long. It is a transcript of the gene Pcdh19, whose product is annotated as protocadherin 19. Lineage: Eukaryota; Metazoa; Chordata; Mammalia; Rodentia; Muridae. Bases 1721 to 5017 code for a protein of 1098 amino acids. Gene Ontology annotation, cellular component: plasma membrane. Gene Ontology annotation, biological process: homophilic cell-cell adhesion. Gene Ontology annotation, molecular function: calcium ion binding. The transcript has 5 exons. The record is from RefSeq and is a predicted model, not a curated record.
UCUGUGGCCAGUAGUUUGCGGCAUCGGGAGGAGGAGCAGCAACAGCAGCAGUAGCAGCGGCGGCUGGGGAGGAGAGGAGACAGUCGAGCGGGUGCAAGACGGCAGCACCAGCUACCGUUUACUACAUCUGACUUUCCCAGGGAGGCACUGGCAUCCACUUCCCUAGCCUCUCGCCCGCCCAGGCGUGGUGUCCUCUACCGCUUUUCAGCUGAGCCGAUUCAUCUGAGAUCUGAAACCUCCCACUCCAAACCCAUUUCUUUCUGCUCUCUCAUACUCCACACUCACACUUCCCAUCCACACACUCACUCUUCCUCCCUUUCGUACAUCCACGCACAACCCGACACAGAUAGAGAGACCUCCCUAGCGCGCGAGCGCCGGGGAGGGAGGAAUCCCUAAGCAGGGCGGACAGCGCUUCUCCUGGAGGAUGGGAUCUAGACACUCCUGCAAGUAAACUUUGGAGGCGACAGAAAUCCUCGACCCUAGCAGCUGCCGAGGAGGACCCCAGCUUCUGAAGUAAGGAGGGUUUCUGCGGCGGCGGCGGCAGCGGCGGCGGCAGCGGCAGCGGUAGCGGCAGCAGCAGCAGCAGCUAAGGCUGAGGUCUUCGGGAACAACACCUCAGCCGGAACCUAGGGAGGGGAACAAGCCUUGGGUGCCUGCGACUGCAACUCCUGGCCGGUACAGUGUCGCUUCCCUUCUUUCACCUUCCUAUUCCCAACCCCCUCCUCCUUGGUGAUAGGAAAGAGCAGGACUUUGAUUUUCUUGGACAAUUUGCCAUCUUUCCGUUUUUGUAAACUUAAGUCGGAGACCUGGGCUGCGUUGGUAACUUUGACUUCCGAGAAAUAAUCGCCCGUAGACCCUCAGCCUCUCUGUAGGAGGAACCCUGAGCCCACCUCGGAUUCUGGGCAGACUUGUCCCCUACGCCCUCGGACGCUAACGUCAGAUCCAGAGAAAGAGCUCUCGCAUCUCCCCCUCCCCCUUCUUCUGUCAGCCCCGGGACAGCCCUCCAGCUCAGCCAAAUCCCUGGGAGCCCACAGAUCUUGCCAGCAACUCAGACUUCUGCCUGUGAUCCCCCUUUCUCCCCUCCAAGCCUCAAAGAGGCCAGAGUGCUCCCCGUCUCCCCCCCACCCCCGAGCCCGGAGGGUGCGUACCGGGUGGGAGCUCCCUCCGCAGUGAGCUCCGCGCGCUGUGGGGAGGCCCUUGCGCAUGCCAGGUGCACAGACUACGUGCUUGCCUUCCUCAGGGCCGGUGCGCUGCGGCGGGUCGGGCAGUGUCUGAAAGGCUGCAUCCACACAGCCUUCCGCGUCUGACCCCCAAGUAAGAUCCCGACUUGGCUGCUUUUGGCCAUCUGGGGCGUGCAGGCGCCCCUAGACCCGCAGCCCUGCCCCGCUGCGGCCAGUCGCGCCCGACUAACUUUGAAGGGGAAAAACUGAGUAGCAGGGGUGGAGGAAGGGGGCUCGGAGCCACGCGGUACUCCCUCGGCCCCUGGGAGCCCCCGGGUCCCCAGAGAGCCCGUGAGGAGUCCAUUGCAACCUCAGCAUUGGAGCCGGCGCGGGUUCAUCCCGCGCGUCGCGGGGCCACCCUGGGCAGGACUCCUCCCGCGGCCUCCGGGGCCACGGGGCGCGCGCAACAGGCGGCCCGAGCUGGCGGGAAGCUGGAGCACCGGAGGCGUAGGCUUCGGAGGGGUGUGGAGAGGCGAGGCCAGGCAGAGCCCCGCGCAGCCAUGGAGUCUCUCCUGCUGCCGGUGCUACUGCUGCUGGCCAUACUGUGGACUCAGGCAGCCGCCCUGAUUAACCUUAAAUACUCGGUGGAAGAGGAGCAGCGGGCAGGGACUGUGAUUGCUAAUGUGGCCAAGGACGCUCGGGAGGCGGGGUUCGCCCUGGAUCCCCGACAAGCUUCUGCGUUCCGCGUGGUAUCCAACUCAGCUCCGCACUUGGUGGACAUCAAUCCCAGCUCAGGCUUGUUGGUCACCAAACAGAAGAUCGACCGAGACCUGCUGUGCCGCCAGAACCCCAAGUGUAUCAUCUCUCUAGAGGUCAUGUCCAGCUCAAUGGAGAUCUGUGUGAUUAAGGUGGAGAUCAAGGACCUGAACGACAAUGCCCCCAGUUUUCCGGCAGCACAGAUUGAGCUGGAGAUCUCUGAGGCAGCCAGCCCUGGCACUCGAAUCCCACUCGACAGUGCUUAUGAUCCGGACUCAGGCAGUUUUGGUGUGCAGACCUAUGAGCUCACGCCCAAUGAGCUGUUUGGCCUGGAGAUAAAGACGAGGGGUGACGGUUCCCGCUUUGCUGAGCUAGUGGUGGAGAAGAGCCUGGACCGCGAGACACAGUCACACUACAGCUUUCGAAUCACAGCGCUCGAUGGAGGCGACCCACCACACUUGGGCACAGUUGGCCUCAGCAUCAAGGUGACUGACUCCAAUGACAACAACCCGGUGUUUGGUGAGUCCACCUACUCAGUGAGCGUGCCUGAGAACUCACCUCCCAAUACACCUGUCAUCCGCCUCAAUGCCAGUGAUCCAGAUGAGGGCACCAACGGCCAGGUGGUCUACUCCUUCUAUGGCUAUGUCAAUGACCGCACACGUGAACUCUUCCAAAUUGACCCACACAGCGGCCUGGUCACUGUCACCGGUGCACUCGACUAUGAAGAUGGCCAUGUGUAUGAACUGGAUGUGCAAGCCAAGGACCUGGGGCCCAACUCUAUCCCUGCACACUGCAAAGUCACCGUCAGCGUGCUGGACACUAAUGACAACCCACCAAUUAUCAACUUACUGUCGGUCAAUAGUGAGCUUGUGGAAGUGAGCGAGAGCGCUCCCCCAGGAUACGUGAUUGCCCUGGUUCGGGUGUCUGAUCGUGACUCGGGCCUCAAUGGACGUGUGCAGUGCCGCUUGCUGGGCAAUGUUCCCUUUAGGCUGCAGGAGUAUGAGAGUUUCUCCACUAUCCUUGUUGAUGGACGGCUGGAUCGCGAGCAGCAUGACCAGUACAAUCUUACGAUUCAGGCUAGAGACAGCGGUGUACCUAUGCUGCAAAGUGCAAAGUCUUUUACUGUGCGCAUCACUGAUGAGAAUGACAACCACCCACACUUCUCCAAGCCUUACUAUCAAGUCAUUGUACAGGAGAACAACACCCCUGGCGCCUAUCUGCUCUCUGUGUCAGCCCGUGACCCUGAUUUGGGUCUCAACGGCAGUGUCUCCUACCAAAUUGUGCCAUCACAGGUGCGAGAUAUGCCCGUCUUCACCUAUGUCUCCAUCAAUCCCAACUCUGGUGAUAUCUAUGCGCUAAGAUCCUUUAAUCACGAGCAGACCAAAGCAUUUGAAUUCAAGGUGCUGGCCAAAGAUGGCGGCUUGCCCUCCCUGCAAAGCAAUGCCACAGUGAGGGUCAUUAUCCUAGAUGUCAAUGACAAUACCCCAGUCAUCACUGCCCCACCUCUGAUCAAUGGCACUGCUGAGGUCUACAUUCCUCGAAAUUCCGGCAUAGGCUACUUGGUGACUGUAGUUAAGGCAGAUGAUUAUGAUGAGGGUGAAAAUGGCCGAGUCACCUAUGACAUGACAGAGGGUGACAGAGGUUUCUUCGAAAUAGACCAGAUCAAUGGAGAAGUCAGAACCACUCGCACCUUUAAUGAGAACUCCAAGGCUUCCUAUGAGCUUAUAGUGGUGGCCCAUGACCAUGGCAAGACAUCUCUUUCUGCCUCUGCCCUUAUCCUAAUAUACUUGUCCCCUGCUCUUGAUGCCCAAGAGUCAAUGGGCUCCGUGAACUUAUCCCUGAUUUUCAUUAUUGCUCUGGGCUCCAUUGCUGGCAUUCUCUUUGUCACUAUGAUCUUCGUGGCAAUCAAGUGCAAGCGUGACAACAAAGAGAUCCGGACCUACAACUGCAGAAUCGCUGAGUACUCCUAUGGGCAUCAAAAGAAAUCAAGUAAGAAGAAAAAAAUUAGUAAGAACGACAUCCGCCUUGUACCUCGGGAUGUGGAGGAGACAGACAAGAUGAAUGUUGUCAGUUGUUCCUCCCUUACUUCAUCCCUCAACUACUUCGACUACCACCAGCAGACACUGCCCCUGGGCUGCCGCCGCUCUGAGAGCACUUUCCUGAAUGUGGAGAGCCAGAAUACUGGAAACACCACUGCCAACCACAUCUACCAUCACUCCUUCAACAGCCAGGGUCCCCAGCAGCCAGAUCUGAUCAUCAGUGGUGUACCCCUGCCCGAGACUGAAAACUAUUCUUUUGACUCUAACUACGUGAACAGCCGUGCCCAUUUAAUCAAAAGCAGUUCCACCUUCAAGGACCUAGAGGGCAACAGCCUGAAGGAUAGUGGGCAUGAGGAGAGUGACCAGACUGACAGUGAGCAUGAUGUCCAGAGGAGCCUGUACUGUGAUACUGCUGUGAAUGAUGUGCUGAACACCAGCGUGACCUCCAUGGGAUCUCAGAUGCCUGACCAUGACCAGAAUGAAGGAUUUCACUGCAGGGAAGAAUGCAGGAUUCUUGGCCACUCUGAUAGAUGCUGGAUGCCCCGGAAUCCCAUGCCUACCCGCUCCAAGUCUCCCGAGCAUGUGAGGAACAUCAUUGCUCUGUCCAUUGAAGCUACCGCUGCUGAUGUUGAGGCUUAUGACGACUGUGGCCCCACCAAGCGGACUUUUGCAACCUUUGGAAAAGAUGUCAGUAGCCACCCGGCUGAGGAGCGGCCCAUCCUGAAAGGCAAGAGGACUGUCGAUGUGACCAUCUGCAGCCCCAAAGUCAACAGCGCUAUCCGGGAAGCAGGCAACGGCUGUGAAGCUAUUAGCCCUGUCACCUCCCCACUCCAUCUCAAGAGUCCUCUGCCCACCAAGCCUUCCAUGUCUUACACCGUCGCCCUGGCUCCUCCAGCUCAUGAUUUGGAGCACCAUGCCAACAACGGCGCUUCUCGUCCUUCUGAAGCUGAGCCCCGUGGAGCUGACAGCGAGAAAGUCAUGCACGAGGUCAACCCAAUUCUAAAAGAAGGUCGUGACAAGGAAUCUCCUGGCAUGAAGCGUCUGAAAGAUAUUGUUCUGUAAACCCGUCUGGGGAAGAAGAGAGAAGCAACCACAUUGGCUAGUGAAGAUGGAACAGCUGCUCGUUUUAAUUGCUCACCAAUGGUUGGUUCUUGAGUGGCUGCAUUGCAGAGCUUUCCCUAAAUGUAUAGUGUAUAAGUGACUAUCAUUCUGUGACAAUCCCUCUUGUUUCAACAGGCAGCAGGGGUGUUCAGUUGGAGCAAAUUAGCUUUGGCUUGAGUUGUUCAUGGGGCCUUGAUGUUGGGAAACAGAGGCAAAUUCAGUUGUGAAAAAGUAUUAUGUAUUAAGUGUUUGAAUUUAUAUAUUUUUAUAUGUCAAAAUGAUAAUAUAAAUUACCAUUGUUUGUGAAGAAUUACGUUUAAAAAAAAGAAAAAGAAAAAAAAAAGCUCUGGACACCUUUAAUAAGUUCACCACUGUUUUUGUAGUGUAGACAAGUUAUUGGUCAUUUAUUGUGUACUAUUCAUUGAUUCAGUGAUGUGAAAUCGAGCCCCCAAAAGGUUGUUCCUGAAGCUAGAGUACUUUCCAAUGCCGCUACUUUGUUGUGGACACCCCUGCUUUAAGAACCCUUUUGCUAGCUGUGCUGUUGUUGUAUUUGAUAUUGCAAAUUGCUAUGUGUGUGGUGAUGGCAAAAGGCUUUUAAAGGUUGAUGUUUUCUUUUCUAAAAAAAUAAUAAAAAUACAGAUAAAAACAAAAUACAAACAAUAGAGACAGCAAAUGAAUGAGCAACACCACACCUAGAGGUUGAGUACUUGGUGGAUACUCAAUUUUUUUAAUUCAUGUAGUGAUUGCUCACCACCUUGCAGAGGAUUUCCUCUGCCUAUCAGUCUUCUGCCUGGGUCUGUGCUAGAUCAUUAUAGAACGUCAUUUUUGGGUAUGCUGCUAUCUAAUUUGCAGUUGUCAGAAAUACUGUGCUGAAAAUUUUCUGAGAUUCAUUAUUUUUUUUUUUUUUUCUAAUUUUCAGGCCCUCAAUAGGAAAGUUACUCCUGAAGUUUUCAGUUUUCAGGCUGAGAAUUUCCCUGUCUCCCAAUCAUCUAAAACUCAUGCAACAUGAGUGAGUCUAUUUUGAGAUCUAAAUUACCAUCUCUUUAGACACAUACUUUCUGAUUCAGUGUUUUCCCAAUCAUGAUUGAAAUUAGAUGGUAAAGUGCAUCAUGGGCUGUAAUCUUGGGCUCCAUAUUGCACUUUAUCUUAGGCUUAUAAAUAACGAUACAGUAAGCAGGAUGAAGAGUACAAAUAGGAAAAGACAGGUAAUAACUUCACUAAUCUGAUUACUGUGCCUUCUACAUGGAGACACUCAGACACUUGAACUCGUCUUUUUAUGACUAAUACUUUUUGAUUAAAAUGUGAACAAGAAAUUAUUAAAACAAAAAUCCUUUAGAUUUAGCUAACUCUUCUUUGCUGUAGGCUAGGAAUAUGCCUUUUAAAACUAAUAACAAACUGCCCAUUAUUUUGUUAUUAUUUUUUAUAUUGCACAAAUGCCCCGAUUUUAUCAUCUGUCUAUUAAUAUUCACUAGCCAACAUAGUAUUCUUGCAGCUUAAGAGUUCAUUAUUUAAAAUAAACUAAAGAGACAUACCACCUUUGCUCUACCUUUGUCUUAAAAUCAUUGCUCUAAAAUCAAAACAAAACAAAACAAGCUUUUAGUUCUCUCUUUUUUGUAAUUCAAGAACAUGCAGAAAGAAUGGCUAGAAGUUAGGGCACUAGAAUUCAUAAAAGAAUUUAUUUUCUUAAGUUUAGUAGAUACAGUCAUCUCUUUGAAAUGUUUUCAUUAUUUUGAUCUAAUUUCCUAGCUUUAUACGUUACUAGGAAUACUUUCUUUUGUGGAAGUUGGGAGGGCUUUAAGGGAAGAGAUAGGUAAUGCACUGGGCAUGGGGUUAGGUAGGGGAGAAGAUUUCUGGAAAAAAAGGACAUCUAUAAUGAAGCUACAAAUCCAUCCUUUAUUUCCUAUUUUGUGCUGACUACUACCUCAUGCAAAAUAUUGGUGUGGCUGCAAAUUUCCCCAUUAUAUUGACACAGUUAGAGAUCAAUUACUCUUACAUCUUCUUGCCUCAUUUAAUUUUCUUUGAUUUAUUUUUUUCGAUUCUAAUUUAUUUCAUUUUAGUGUAGUAGAUUAUGAAUUAGUUAUUUAUUUUUUGUUCCAAGUGACUAUUUAAUUAACACAUUGAACUUUUUACCAGUGUCCUUUAAGUUAAGAUGAUGGCCUAUAGAAUUUAGACUGCUCUUCAUCAUGAUCCAUCUGAUAUUAUCCUGUUAGCUAGUGCCUCAAGGUCACUGUGUAGUCAGAUUAGACAGUUUUCUACAGGUUUAUUUCUUACACUGCUCAGUGGGAACUAGGGAGUUUGAAAGAUUGUCGAAAAUGGAAAUGGAAUGCUGGAAUGUAGUAUGGCCACUGCCAGCCAAUUAAAAGCAGAGUAGCAGUGGCAUUGAUUUUUUUUUAUUUUUUUUAAUAUAGAAAAGUAACUAAAAUCUGUCCCCAGAAUUUACUUCCAGCUUUAGAUUCAUCUUUUUACCCAUCUAAAAACAUUGUUCUCAGUGGGCAGUCAGAUUAUUAUUAUUUUUUAAUUUUUGUUUUCCAAACUCUUUACUGAGUAAGUUCAGAGAUUUUUUUGAAAUAUAUUUCCACUUCCAGUUGUCUAGUGGAAGUGCAAGUGCAUCCUAGGAGGGCUUUGUAAGGAUGUUCUACAGGCAUAUUUUGGUUGCAAAUAGGACUUUUGUGCAAUGAUCUUAAAUUUCCCAUCAACUUGGAAUUUUACCCCACCCGUUUUUAACUUGUGAUAAAAAGCUACCACGGCCAGCAGGGCAAAUAUUUUUUUUUCCUUUUUUUUUUCUGUAAACAUAUUACACAUUUAAACAUGUGGGCACAAUUUUAGUUUCCAAGUCCUACAUAAUUCUAUCCCACUUUUCUGAUGUCCUUGGGUUAUGAAAUGUGACAUGCUUAAAAAUUUCCUGGCCAGGUAAACUUCUUUAUUUAGCAUAAGGAAUCUAGUUUGCAUUGUUUGAUUGCUUUCUUCCAAAUAUAGGAACAUGCUAUUCAAUAAGAAAUAUGAAGAAGUGAUCCAUAAUGCCCUGUGGAAACUUUUCUUUUUCCUAUGCAUCCUAGUAAAUGAACCUGUUCUGAAAGAAACUUAUUAUUUCAUUGAUCCUCUGAAGCCAGUUAAAAAAAAAAUGAGGGUCUAUUUUGAUACCGAAUAGAUAGUGGGCUAUGGAAUCCAGCAGUUCUUGCAGAACAGUGAUUCAAAAUACUGUCUCAAAGCAACAUCACUUAGGAACUUGAUAGAAAGGACAAUUCUCUAUCCCUGCCUAGAAUAACUGCUUAAGAAAUACUGAGGAUCUGGCUUAGAAAUCCAUGAGUCAGAGGCCCACUCAAGUUUGAGGGCUUGUUAAAGCACAGGUUUGUAAAGCCUAAUCCUUAGAGAUUUUUAUUCAGUUGUUUUGGGAUACGAUCUCCUUUCGUAUACAUAGAUAGAUGCCUAGGAGACACUGAGGAGACAAUGUUGCCGAGGAAACUUGCCCUAUAGAUCUAAGGUGGCCAUUUAUACUGUUUUGUUGACAUGGUGAGAAACUGAUUACUAAGGAAAGAUGUAAUUCUAAACUCUGAAACUAGAAACUACUCAGAGUACCUUUCAGAUCCUGUCAUGUCAUCAGCAUAUGGCUAUUAAAGGGGAAUUCAGAUAUCUUUUCCUUCUACUUAUACCAUAUCACAAACACAAGUGGUCCACUUGAAGUAGCAAAGACAAACGGCACUUUGGGGAGAGGCAGGGAUGAAAGGGAUAGCUUUUUUGGGCAUCCAAGGUGGAUAAAGGAUUAUUAAUGUACAUAAUCCACUUAAUGGGGAUCAUUUUGAUGUCAAAUGUUCCCCCAAGGCACUCUCGACAAGUCUGGUCCACUUGGCUCUUUUCACAGGGUAAUAACACCCUUCUGACUUUGAAAAACUGGCAUAAAUGAGCUGAAGAAGUCCAUUGUACACAGUCCUAGUGUUUGCCUUCUUGGUAAAAUUACAUUUUAAGGAUGUCAUGUCAUGAGUCAAAUUGUAUCUGCUAACACUAAAGUGUAUUGAGAUGUUGUUCUUUAGUUUAAGUGUGUAUCAAAGUAAUAUUCAAAGGGGAUGUAUGGGGCGGGACUGGGACUGGGUGGCUUUAUACUGAUAAAUACUGAAAUAUUCCUGAGCAAAACACAUUGUCCUAAUGAAGUUGUUGCAGCUCUCUUUGUUUUCUUGUGAAGCUGGAAUUGACCUGUGGGUCACUUGUUGUGCAAAAAUGAAUUAAUUUCAAAUAGGAAUCACAUUGCUUUUGUAAAACAAAGAAAAUCAGCCACCUUGUCUGAAGCAUAUAUUGUAAGGCGCUCUUGGUAAAGAACAACUCAGAAACACCUGACCUUGAUUGGAAAGCGUUGUAGGUCAUUAGGGAAAUCUGAUGAUGCUGACUGUUGCUCCAGCUGUGUUGGCAAUUAAAGAUGACCUUGUUACUAACUGAGUGUUGUUGUCAACCUUAGCAAAGAAAUCAGCUUACACCUUUACAGCACCAGUUAAGUAAAUGCUUAUUGGCACUGGUUGGCAUUCAGCUGAGGAAGACUAAGAUAUAGACUAAUGACCAAGAGCCAGACUAGGUCUAGACUAAUGACCAAGAGCCAGACUAGGUCUAGCUAGAAAUUCAGCAACAAAUACCUCCUUGUGGAAUUUGAAUGCUAAGGUAUUAGUUGAAAAAGGCUUACGCCUUCGCUCCUCAAGUGAGGGGAAUGAGCCUGAUGACAUUAUUACUGUUUACCUGUCAAACCAGGGUGGCAAUUUAGAAGGAUGCAAGUACAGUAUGUUUCAUUAAGCAGUCUCUGUUGCUGAUUAUAUGAAGAUAAAAUGGUUGUAUAUGCUGAUAUGUAUGUUAUGUACAUUUUCACAGUGAUUGAAUCAUUGUAAAAACAAAAACGACAAAAAAGAAUCACCACUCUGUCUAUUUUAUGAAGAUGAUAAAGCAGCUUUAUUAAAUUAUUACAGUUCUGUUUUAAAUGGUGUUACCUGCCACAUUGUUUCUCUUUAUCUGGUGGUUCUGUUUCCCUCUUAAAUGUGUUUGCUUCAAAAAUUUAUUGCAUUUUAGUAUUAAAGGCUAUUAUGGAAAAAUUA